Messenger RNA from Scomber japonicus (chub mackerel), 2175 nucleotides. It is a transcript of the gene pde1ca, whose product is annotated as phosphodiesterase 1C, calmodulin-dependent a. Gene Ontology annotation, molecular function: 3',5'-cyclic-nucleotide phosphodiesterase activity. The record is from RefSeq and is a predicted model, not a curated record. Gene Ontology annotation, biological process: signal transduction. NCBI's taxonomy places the organism in Eukaryota, Metazoa, Chordata, Actinopteri, Scombriformes, Scombridae. The coding region runs from base 1 to 2175 and encodes 724 amino acids. The transcript is spliced from 17 exons.
AUGACAGAACCAACAUCGAAAAAGCAGGGAUUUAAAAAGUGUCGCAGUGCAACUUUCAGCAUUGAUGGCUUUAGCUUCACUAUUGUUGCCAAUGAGGCGGGGGAAAGGAAUCGCGGUCCACUAGCCCGCUUUGCACGCUCACGGUCCCAGAAUGCACUGUGCACUGAUGUCAUAGCCAGCGUUGGCAUCAAAGAACGGAGAGGAACUCUGAUCGAUCCUCGUAGUGCCGAGGAGAUCCUGGCUGAUGAGCUGCCCAUCCCUGAUGCCCCAGAUGCCAUGGAGAAGACUGUUGUCAGGUUGCGCUGUUUAGUAAAGCAGCUGGAGAGGGGCGAAGCAUCUGUGGUUGACCUGAAGAAAAACCUGGAGUAUGCUGCCACAGUCCUUGAAUCCCUGUAUAUUGAAGAAACCAGGCGGCUGGUGGAUCGGGAUGAUGAGCUGAGUGACAUCCAGUCAGACUCGGUGCCGUCAGAAGUUCGUGACUGGCUAGCUUGCACCUUCACCCGGCAGAGGGGCCUGAUGCAGCGGCGUAACGAAGACAAACCACGCUUCCGCAGCAUUGUCCAUGCGGUGCAGGCUGGCAUCUUUGUAGAGAGGAUGUACAGACGAACCUCCAACAUGGCUGGCCUCAGUUAUCCCCCACAUGUCAUCACUGUGCUCAAGCAUCUGGACAUGUGGUCCUUUGAUGUGUUUGCCCUGAAUGAAGCCAGUGGAGACCACGCACUGAAAUUUGUCCUCUAUGAGCUGCUCACCAGAUAUGAUUUAAUCAAUCGUUUCAAGGUCCCUGUUUCUGCUCUUAUAUCAUUUGUGGAGUCAUUGGAGGUAGGCUACAGCAAAUACAAGAACCCCUACCACAACCUGAUGCAUGCUGCUGAUGUCACACAGACCAUCCACUACCUUCUCCUCAAGACUGGCAUGGUGCACUGGCUAACUGAGUUGGAGAUAUUUGCCAUCAUUUUUGCAGCUGCCAUCCAUGACUAUGAACAUACAGGGACCACCAAUAACUUCCAUAUUCAGACCAGGUCAGACACAGCCAUGUUGUACAAUGACCGAGCUGUUCUGGAGAACCACCAUGUCAGUGCUGCCUAUCGCCUCCUACAAGACGAUGAUGAAAUGAACAUCCUUUUAAAUCUUUCCAAAGAUGACUGGAGAGAACUGCGCACUUUGGUAGUGGAGAUGGUGAUGGCCACUGACAUGUCCUGCCACUUCCAACAAAUCAAAGCUAUGAAGAGCCUCCUGCAGCAGUCUGAAGUGAUUGACAAACCAAAGGCCUUAUCUCUGCUGCUGCACACCGCUGACAUCAGCCACCCAGCCAAACACUGGGACCUCCACCAUCGCUGGACCACAUCCCUGCUCGAAGAGUUCUUCAGACAGGGUGAUAAAGAAGCAGAGUUGGGUCUACCUUUCUCUCCUCUCUGUGACCGCAAAUCCACCAUGGUGGCUCAGUCCCAGAUCGGAUUCAUUGACUUCAUUGUUGAGCCAACAUUCACUGUGUUGACGGAAAUGAUUGAGAAUAUUGUAACACCGCUGAUUGAGGAUGCAUCUCGCUCUGGAUUGGCUGGCUUCAGACGUUCUAGUGUCAACAGUAUUAGUGGCAGUGAUGGAAAACCUUCCAGUUUGAAGGGUACAGGCUCAGAGGGCAGCUGUUCUCUGACCACAGUGGACUUCAAGACCUUCAGGGUUACAUGGGACCAAGAGAUUAAUCACAACAGGGAGGCAUGGAAGGCCCAGGCAGUCAAAGACCUGAAGGAAAAGCCCAAGAUGAAGUCAGAGGAGGGCGACCAAGAAGAGAAAGAGGUGAAAGAGUCUGAGAUAACAGAUGACAAGCCAGGACAGGAGGAGAUGAAAACAGAUAUGAAGGGACUGGAGGAGGUAGUGAACAGGUGGAAGCAGGUCGAGCAACAGCCUAAAAAUGAGGAAGGAGACAGUAAUCCAGGAGGGGCUCCAGGCUCAGAACAAGAUUUCACUGACAACAAGAAGCCUGAGAUCCACACAGACAAACAGCAGCGUCACAAUGACCCUCAGCCUGACUGCCCACUAAUCCAUUACUUGAAGGGGCCCAGUUACUGUGCCAGUUCCUACCGGUUGGUAAGGUCAAAGGUCACAGAGAUGCGCCCCAUUGAUGCCAGGGGGAAAGCCAGGAGACUGCAGCGGAUCUCCCUACGUCGCAGAAAGUGA